CAAGACUCGAAUGCCUAUAGGUCAAAGAAUGAACGACUGUCGACUCACUGUGCUUCACUUCAGCCCUCACUUCCAUCCGUAACAGACUCACAAUGGCGGCAUCGGUCUCAGCCUUCUUCGACGAGCUGGCCUCUUCGGACUCUUCUGUGCUGCCAUCGUCUGUGUCGGCACCCCCUGCAAGCGAGACCAUAUGUCCGUCUCUUCUUCAAAUUGUUGCACCACAGCCGACGCGUCCGGUCAACUUUGUGGUGAUCGACCAUACGGAUAGUGCUCUCCGCGAGGCCGAUGUAGACAUGGACGCCGUGGUCACUGCCAUGGGACUCUCCAAUUCCCCGCCCCCGAGGACGAACCUCCAGGAAUUCAUGCUUCCUUUGGAUAGCGAAGCUCAAGGCGUCGUGAAUCGUAUUGCGGGCCUCCCUCCACCUCCGCUCCCAUCUAGGUCCUGCGACACUUCCCCCGCAAGACGACGCAUAGAGAAGGGGAAGCGCACGCCACAGGCGUGCGAGAGGUGCAGAAUUAGGAAGACAAAGUGUAACGGAGGCCGUCCGAGCUGCGAAAGGUGCAUCAGACUUGGCGCUACUUGCGGUUAUGUCUUAGACCACAAAGCCGUGAGGACACAACUCAGGAAGCUGCAAAAGGAGGGUCUUCUAUCGGAUACAAUUGAUCUAUCCCCAAGGAGGACGAGAAGCCACGGUGAGCAGGAGCCAGCGGCAAUGUCAAGGCCUGCACGCAUGACACGGUCCAGAUCAAGGCUUGCGCUCAAUAGUGACCUCGCCUCAGGAGUUGGCGCGAGUGGCGCCUGGUCCGCCCCAGGUGCCAUGGUUGGUCAAGACAUGAUCGUGGAUAUUGCAGUUGGAACGGAGCCUAGCGGUUAUCAUUACCCUCAGCCUGCUGCCGGCCCACAAUGGACGCGGUCGUACAACAACAUCUCGUUGCCUCGCCUUACUGUGCCAUCGCUUUCCAACGGUUCUAGCUCCAGCUCGUCUUCGAGAUACACGCCCUUGGUAACGCCGACUGACGAAGGUUACUUCCAACUGGGCGAGACUGUCAAUGACCGUGCGAAGGUGUUCGCUACCUCUGGUGCCAUGUUCGAACAAGCUAUGUUUCAACGAUGUCCAAGCUACCCUCCGCCGAUCACGCCUUAUCCUGGACGAUCCUUCCCUCCGAUGACGACGAGCGGCAAGUACUAUGACGAGCGGACCUUGCUGCCGGGGCUUUGUGGCGACAUGUCUAACUUAGGACCUGGGCAUGCGAAUGGACGUCUAGCAUCACACGGGUUCAUCGCGCGGCAACAGUCAUCGGUCGACCCAACGAUCAGCGCCGGUGCUGUUUGGAAGGAUGCAUCCCUACCGGAGUUCGGGUCGGCACCUGGACCAGCGCUGUGGAACGAGCUUUUUGGAGGGGAGUAACCAGCUAGAUAAGCCUAGAGGGCCGUAAAUAGUGUGCUCGCGUUCCGGGCAUUGGAUUUUCUGAAGGCCGGUGAACUGUGUACUCGUUCAUAGUCAAUGUAUGUAUGGCGUGGUUUCGUGCGUUUUCAGCUAGUUGCAGA
Molecule: messenger RNA, 1549 nt
Organism: Fomitopsis serialis
Lineage: Eukaryota; Fungi; Basidiomycota; Agaricomycetes; Polyporales; Fomitopsidaceae
Exons: 3
Coding region: 93-1409 (438 amino acids)
Biological process (GO): regulation of DNA-templated transcription
Molecular function (GO): DNA-binding transcription factor activity, RNA polymerase II-specific; zinc ion binding
Source: RefSeq, a predicted model, not a curated record